Molecule: messenger RNA, 4944 nt
Organism: Pollicipes pollicipes
Lineage: Eukaryota; Metazoa; Arthropoda; Thecostraca; Pollicipedomorpha; Pollicipedidae
Product: Down syndrome cell adhesion molecule-like protein Dscam2
Biological process (GO): axon guidance; homophilic cell-cell adhesion; dendrite self-avoidance
Cellular component (GO): axon; plasma membrane
Molecular function (GO): cell-cell adhesion mediator activity
Source: RefSeq, a predicted model, not a curated record
CGGUCUUUACGCCGUAGCUGGUUCAGGCGAGAGCACAGUGUCGGCUGGUUUGCCAUUCCACACUCGCUUCGUCGGCACCGAAUGGACCAUCCUGUUGACUCCAGUUGAAAGCAAGCCAGUAUAUGGCCCCAACCUUCCUUGUACAUCCUAUAGAUGCCGGCUAUACCUUUUCAUCGAGCACUGCAGUGAUGGUACUGAUAUUAAGCGACGUCGAUGCCGGCCCCCGGUUGCAGUGCCGCCAGAGUUGGCUGUCUUCGGCUCCUUGGAGGCUCUUAACGCUGGCGACGACGUCUCCCUCACCUGUAACGUCUUCAAGGGCGACACGCCGCUAUCCAUCGCCUGGACCUUCCACGGCCAGGACCUGCCUAUGGACCGCGAGUUUACCACACAGACUGUGGGCAAACGCACCAGCAUUCUCGUCAUCCAGGGCGUUUCUCACGGACACUCGGGCACAUACACGUGUCUGGCCAAGAACGCGGCCGGAGAGGCAUCGACCUCCACCCCGCUGGUUGUCAAGGUGCCGCCGGAGCUGGCUGUGUAUGGGUCGGAGGAGGCCCUCAACGCCGGCGACGACGUCUCCCUCACCUGUAACGUCUUCAAGGGCGACACGCCGCUGUCCAUCGCCUGGACCUUCCACGGCCAGGACCUGCCCAUGGACCGGGGCUUUGUGACACAAACCUUUGGGGAUCGAGCCAAGAUGCUGUUGAUCAAGGGCGUUUCUCACGGACACUCGGGCACGUACACGUGCCUGGCCAAGAACGCGGCCGGAGAGGCGUCGAUCUCCACCCCUCUGGUCGUCAAGGUGCCACCAGAGUUAGUUGUCUUCGGCUCCUUGGAGGCUCUUAACGCUGGCGACGACGUCUCCCUCACCUGUAACGUCUUCAAGGGAGACACACCGCUGUCCAUCGCCUGGACUUUCCACGGCCAGGACCUGCCUAUGGACCGCGACUUCAUCACACAGAAUGUGGGAGAUCGUACCAGCUUUCUAUUGAUCAAGAGCGUUUCUCACGGACACUCGGGCAUGUACACGUGUCUGGCCAAGAACGCGGCCGGAGAGGCAUCGACCUCCACCCCGCUGGUUGUCAAGGUGCCCCCGCGCUGGAUCAUCGAGCCCACCGAGAAGGAGUUUGCUCUGGGCACCACGGCCGAGAUUCAGUGCAAGGCGGACGGCUUCCCCAAGCCGCAGAUGGUCUGGAAAAAGGCGGCCGGCUCGCGACCGGAGGACUACCGCGACCUCGGCCAGUCGGACAGCAACAUCCAGGUGCGCGACGACGGCACGCUGGUGAUCAGCAGCAUCCAGAAGCGCGACGAGGGCUACUACCUGUGCGAGGCCGACAAUCAGAUUGGGCCCACCCUCUCGGCCGUCAUCUAUGUCAACGUUCAGGCGCCGCCGCAUUUCGAGAUCAAGCUGCGCAACCAGACGGCGCGUCUGGGCGACUCGGCCGUGCUGGUGUGCGAGGCCAAGGGCGAGCGACCGAUCAGCAUCACCUGGAGCCGGGACGGCGUGCCGCUGAGCGCGCGCGAGCCGUCGCCGCGCUACACCAUCCGGCAGCAGGCCACCGACGGCGGCGCCGGCUCCGACCUCAGCCUGCAGGAGACCAGCCGCCGCGACUCGGCCACCUACACCUGCCGCGCCUCCAACGCCUUCGGCACCGACAACACCACCAUCAACCUGAUCGUGCAGGAGAAGCCGGAGGUGCCGUUCUCCAUCAAGGUGCAGAACAAGUCGGGCCGCACGGUGGAGCUCUCUUGGACGGCCCCGUACGACGGCAACUCUGAGAUCUCCCGCUACAUCAUCGAAUACAAGCUGGCCAAAAACGAGUGGGACACCCGCAGCAUGGAGCGCGUGCUGAUCCCGGGCAAGAUGCCGGUGGUGUCCGUGCAGGACCUGCGGCCGGCCACCACCUAUCAGAUGCGCAUCAUCGCUGAAAACGAGGUGGGCACGUCCGAGCCCUCCGAGCUGGUGACCAUCAUGACGUCAGAGGAGGCUCCGGCCGGCCCGCCGGACGUGGUGGUAGCCCCGCUCGACCGCGGUCUGCUGGUCACCUGGAAACAGCCCGAACAGCACCUGCUGAACGGCGAGGUCACGGGCUACUACGUGGGUCACCGGCUGGCCGACAGCGACGACAGCUUGUCCUUCCAGACGUUCGAGUUCACCAGCGAGGCCAGCCGCAAACACGAAAUCCGCAUCACUAAACUCGAGGAGUUCCGCGAGUACGCGGUGGUGGUGCAGGCGUUCAACGGCCAGGGCUCGGGACCCCAGUCGGGCGAGGUGCGCCAGUUCACGGCCGAGGGCGCGCCCUCGGAGCCGCCUCAGGCCAUCACCUGCCGCACACUCACCUCCGACUCGAUCCGCGCCAGCUGGACGCCGCCGCCGGCCGACUCCACCAACGGCAUCGUGGCGGGCUACAAGGUCAUGUACGGCCCCAGCAGCACCUGGUACGACGACAGCACGAUUGACAUGGCCAAGUCGACGUCGACCGAGGCGCUGCUCACUGGUCUGCGCAAGUUCACCGAGUACAACAUCACCGUGCUGGCGUACACGGGCGGCGGCGACGGGCCCCGUAGCCGCUCCGCCAUCUGCCGCACCGAGGAAGACGUGCCCGAGCCGCCGGCGGACAUCAAGGCGCUGCCCAUGUCGCCCGACAGCAUUCUCGUCAGCUGGCGCGAGCCGGCCCAGCCCAACGGCGUCAUCAAGCGCUACACUGUCUACUUCAAGGAGGAGGGCAGCCGAGAGCCCCAGAUGCACCGCGUGACGCCCUUCCAGCUGUCCUACCGCGCCAGCGGCCUCAAGAAGACGCAGAAGUACCAGUUCUGGGUGAAGGCAGAGACGAGCAUGGGCGAGGGCGACGCGUCCCAGAUGGUCACCGUCACGCCGCGUAACCAGGUUCCGGCGAGGAUCGCGUCCUUCGACGACGAGCACGUGGUGAACUUCCAGCAUGACGCCAAGCUGCCGUGCCAGGCGGUGGGCUUCCCGCAGCCCACCAUCACCUGGCAGGUGGACGGCAAGCCGUUCAAGUCCAACGAGCGCAUGCGCAUCCUGCCAGAGGGCUCCCUGCAGAUCCGCAGUGUGGAGCGCAGCGACCGCGGCGAGUACUCGUGCAUCGCCAAGAACCAGUUCGGCCAGGACACCGUCUCCACCGGCUCAUCGUGCAGGGCGCCGCCCCACCCGCCCGAGGUGCUGCUCAUCGGCUCCUCCAACAACUCGAUCGAGGUGCGCCUCAAGCCGCGCGAGCACGUGUCGGUGCCGUUGUACGGCUUCACGUUGCACUACAAGGCGGCGUUCGACGACUGGAAGACUGUCCAAGUGGCCAAGAAGGCCCGCGCCUUCACUCUGGAGAACCUGUGGUGCGGAACAAAGCACCAGAUCUACGCCACCGCGUUCAACGGGGUCGGCCCCGGCGAGCAGUCUGCCAUCCUGACCACCCGCACCAAGGGCCAGGCGCCCACGCUGCCGGCCGCCGACCGGUUCAUGCGCGUGCUGGCGCGCAGUGUCGAGCUGCACCUUAAGACCUGGGAGAACGGCGGCUGCCCCAUCCUCUACUUCGUGGUGGAGCACAAGAAGCGCUUCGAGACGGAGUGGACGACCGUGUCCAACACGCUGAAGCCCCAGGGCAGCCUCACGGUGCUGGACCUGGAGCCGGCCACGUGGUACGACCUGCGCGUGACAGCGCACAACAACGCCGGCUCCACGCCCGCCGAGUACCUGUUCGCCACGCUCGACGAGGAGGGAGGGACCGUCGGGCCGCCGCUGGUGCGCGCCGCCGACGCCGACUGGUGGGACCGGAUGCCCGGCUGGAUGCCCGACCUCAACAUACUCGUGCCGGCCGCCUGCGGCCUGGUGGUGCUGCUCGUCGGACUCUGCGUGCUUUGCGUCUACCUGAGCUCACGGCAGCGCGGCGGUGCGCAGCGCUUCAAAGACGACACCCAGUACACCGGCCCGCCGCCGUACCCGAACCGGCUCUACAACGAGGAGCUCGGCUACAUCGCUCCCCCGAACCGCAAGCUGCCGCCCAUCCCCGGCUCCAACUACAGCACCCUCGGCUCGCAGGUCAAGCGCAUGCCCGGAGGAGCAAUGAGCGUCUACGGCCCGAGCAACCCGCGCCACCAGUAUGAGGAGCUUAGCCAGCAGCAGUACCAGGCGGCGUACGGCGCGCCGCCGCCGCCGCCCCACGGAGUCCCCACCAGCCCCAGCACGUACUACAGCGUGGUGGGACCGAACGGCGAGGAGGAGAUCGCCCCGUACGCCACCUUCCACCUGCUGGGCUUCCGUGAGGAGAUGGACCCGUCCGGGCCGGAGCAGCCGCCGGCCGGCUUCCAGACGAUGGCCGCCCGUCCGGCGCAGCAGGGCCAGCCGGGCCGGCAGCAGGGCCCGCAGGUCCGCACUCUGCCCCGCAACACGCGCUACAGCCAGCCGGUGAACCCGUUCCCGCCGCCGGCGCACAUGCAGCGCAGCUCGCUGGGCGGCGCCGCCUCCAUGUUCUCGCCCACCUACGACGACCCGGCGCGCUCCGACGACGAGGCCAACUACAACGGCAGCCAGUACAGCGGCGGCGGCCCGUACGCCGCGCUCGACGACACUUCUAGCCGCACGGGCACCGCCCGGCGCAACGGGACGGACGGCGGCUGGCCCGACUGCGGCUCUCUGCCGCCUCCGCCGCCGUCCCUGCUGGACCAGGAGGAGCCGCUGCCGCCGCCGCCGCCGCCGCGCGCCUCCCUGGACGACUCCAACACCUCGCAGCAGACCGACACGUCGGCCAUGGAGUGUGACCGCGACCACGCCAUCCUGGCAGACAGCCCGCAGUUUGGAAAGGACGGCAGACCGGCGGACGAGACCCGCAAACUUCUGGACAGCGACAAGGAGCAGAACGAGGCCCGCCGGCCGCACGUGACCGCGCAGAAUGGCCUGGUGCCGUACGACACGGUGAACGUGUGAGCGGCGCG